GGUAAGACUAGCUUCACAUCGUGAGAACUAUUCAGAAGGUCACAUCGUUCUCGGGCGCGGAAACGACGGAGGAUCGUAUAGCUUGGAGGUUUUGAACGAAUGGACCAAGGGUGUUGUUAGACCGUGACGGACGGACGUCACGGAGGAGUUUUCAACCGAUAUGUCAAGAUGCGUAUCCUGACUUGGAAUGUGAACGUUUUGAGAACUUGCCUGGACUAUCAUCCUUUCUCAUCGUUGAAGAAACGCAACAUCGAGGGAUUACUGGAUGAGCUUGGCGCUCAAAUCGUAUGCUUCCAAGAGCACAAAACUCGUCGUCCACAACUGGACAAAACUAUGGCCUGUCCUGGACCAUAUGACGCCUUUUGGACCUUUCCUCGGUCCAAAACAGGUUAUUCAGGUGUAUGCACUUACGUCGAUUCUCGUAUUUGCGUCCCUCUCAAAGCUGAGGAAGGCAUCACCGGACUGCUGCUUGGUGAUUCGAGCAGUACCAUGCGACCGCCUUGGUCGGCGGAGGAGAGGAUAGGGUGUUAUCCCGAUAUGGAAGAGUUGUCGUUUGAAAACGAGCUCGAUGGGAGCGUUUUCGAUCCUAAGCGAUUAGACAUGGAAGGAAGGGCUGUGGUGUGUGAUUUUGGGCUCUUCGUCCUCUUCAACCUGUACUGUCCCAACGAGACAAACGAUUCGCGUAGACCGUACAAGAUGAACUUCUUCCAUGCCCUCCAAGCUCGGGUGAGGGCUCUUCAAGCGGCAGGAAGGGAGGUUAUCAUCGCUGGGGAUAUCAACAUCAUGCGAGCACCUAUCGAUUCUGGUGAAGGGGGUAUAAGAACUUCUGCAGAACAACAUUAUCAACAUCCUGCUAGAGUUAUCUUGAACGACUGGUGUGCUCCCAAAGGACCGAUGAUUGAUGUUGUACGGGAGAGUUGGCCUGAUAGGGAUGAUAUGUUCACUUGUUGGAAUCAAAAGUUGGAUGCGAGACCAUCAAAUUAUGGUUCCCGGAUAGACCUCAUCCUCUGCACUCCAGGUUUGAGACCCUGGAUCAAAGGUGGUGAUAUUGUUCCAAAAGUUUACGGCUCGGAUCAUUGUCCAGUCUAUAUAGACCUACAUGAAUCUAUCAGUCUUCCUUCCGGUCAAAUCCUCACUCUUCAUGACGCUCUCAACCCAUUGGAUCGACCACCGACGACAACCACAAUAUUUCCUAGUGAUGUUACUCGAGAAGCACCAGAACCACCGAGAUUCGCCACGAAAUUUUGGGACGAAUUUAGCGGUCGUCAAACCACUUUGAAGAGUUUCUUCGGGAGUGGACCAAAAGUUAGGAGCGUAUCGGUCAUCAGUACAGGGACCAAUGACGUCUCUCCAUCUCCUGUGGCCGGUCCGUCGUCCGGAGUGGCUGGAUUGGAGAAGACUGCAGAGCCGAUCAUGGAGGCCCGACCGUCGAUUUCGGUCAUUGAAGACACCCCUCAAACACCAUUUGGGAUGGCUCGAAUGGCUUUUAAUUCUAUCGACAAUCCAUCGACGUCGACCUCUCAGCCUCAAUCUUCAAGUGGUACUCAAAAGCGGAGAACAAGUAUUGAAAUAAUUGAUGAAGAUGAACCCUCUCCCAAACGUUCUACUUCACAGUCUAGUCAAUCGAAAGAAUCCAAGAACAGUAAUAAAAACAAGUCGAAACCUCCUACCAAUGGUCAGACUAAACUCUCUUCAUUUUUCGCUCAACCGCCCUCAUCGGCAAAACGGAAAUCUCCACCUACUCCCGUCCCCAAAUCUUCCAAAUCUCCCAAGUCGAAGACAACCCCAACGUCCCCCGCGGAGAAAGUCGAAAGAGGAACGACGGCUGAAGAAGACGCCUUGAUAGCUCAAGCUUUAGCGGAAGCGGAUGAAGUCAAAGCUCAAAAAAGAGCGAAAACCAAUGCUGAAGCUGCCCCCGUGUGGUCAAAUUUGUUCGCUAAGAAGAUUCCACCUUUGUGUACAGUACACCAACAACCAUGUAAAGAUUUUAUUGUGAAAAUACCUGGACCGAAUAAGGGAAAAAGGUUUUGGCUAUGUUCUCUUCCUGUUGGAGCGGGGUACGACACUGGAAGAUCGAAGAGACCUCGAGAAGAUGUCAAUCGUGAUUUCCGUUGUGAUUAUUUUUUAUGGGAUUCUGCCAAUCGACAGAAAGAGCAUACAGGUACUUCUGGGUGAAUUGAAUAUGUAUCACUAUCACAUUUU
Molecule: messenger RNA, 2202 nt
Organism: Tremella mesenterica DSM 1558
Lineage: Eukaryota; Fungi; Basidiomycota; Tremellomycetes; Tremellales; Tremellaceae
Exons: 9
Coding region: 169-2175 (668 amino acids)
Biological process (GO): base-excision repair
Cellular component (GO): nucleus
Molecular function (GO): double-stranded DNA 3'-5' DNA exonuclease activity; zinc ion binding; DNA-(apurinic or apyrimidinic site) endonuclease activity
Source: RefSeq, a predicted model, not a curated record